AUGGUUCAAUCAUCAGCCUUUUCAAAAGAAAUUAAUCACUUGAACAAUGGGAGUCCUAUUCCAGACAACAGUCGUUUGAUACCCCUAAAUCCUUUCCUUGAUUCUACGGGGAUUAUUCGAGUCGGUGGCCGACUUGCUCACUCGGACUUAUCGGAGGGACAACGUCAUCCUAUAUUACUACCCUCAAAUCAUCACAUCACGCAAAUUAUUAUAAGAGCCGAGCAUGUAAAGUUACUCCAUGCCGGCACUCAAACGACGCUAUACUCCGUUCGACAAACGUAUUGGCCGUUAGACGGUCGCAAUAUCACGCGAAAAAUUAUACAUCAGUGUAUAACUUGCUUUCGAGUCAAACCUCGCGUGGCUGAUCACCCAAUGGGCGAAUUGCCCUCAUAUCGCGUAUCUAUAGCGCGCCCUUUUCUUCGCGUAGGCGUCGAUUAUUGCGGACCAUUAUACAUUAAAGAAAAACGUCAUCGCAAUCGGCAAAGGGUAAAAGUUUACGUGGUGGUCUUCGUCUGUAUGGUCACAAAGCCGGUGCAUCUUGAAAUCGCAAGCGAUCUCACAAGUGAGACCUUUAUCGUGGCUCUAAAGCGCCUUUUUUCUCGACGUGGAAAGUCUACCGACAUUUUCUCGGAUAACGCUACUAACUUUGUAGGUGCCAAUCGUGAGCUAGAGGAAGUUUAUAAUCUCGUGCAAUCCACGGAACAUAAGAACUCUAUACAGAAAUAUGCUGAAAAGGAAAAAAUAAAGUGGCAUUUUAUUCCUCCCAGAGCCCCGCAUUUUGGAGGACUUUGGGAGGCUGCCGUCAAAUCCUUUAAACACCAUUUAGUACGCACCGUGGGUGAUACAUUGCUCACAUAUGAUCAACUUGAAACAUGUAUGGUAGAAAUUGAGGCAAUUUUAAAUUCUCGCCCUAUAUCUCCCAUGUCCUCGGAUCCCAACGAUCCUCUGCCCUUAACUCCUGGUCAUUUUCUUAUCGGUAGUCCUCUGACGAGCUUCCCAGAAGAAGAUUGGACUGACACCAAUUCAAAUCGACUGUCCGCAUGGCAACAUGCGCAGCAGAUCAAGCAGCACUUCUGGCAACGGUGGUAUAAGGAAUACCUCCAUCAACUUAUUAAUCGUUCAGGAAAAACAAAGGAGCACAAUAAUCUUCAGCUCGGCACUCUAGUGCUGAUUGCCGAAGACAAUCUACCUCCUCUUCAGUGGCUCAUCGGACGUAUUAGCGCAAUUCAUCCAGGGAAGGAUGGCAUAGUCCGGGCCGCCACUGUCAAGACCAACUCCGGAGAAUACAAGCGUUGUACGAAGAAACUGUGUCCAUUGCCGUUUGAGGGAGACGUCCAAGAUUAA
Molecule: messenger RNA, 1344 nt
Organism: Microplitis demolitor
Lineage: Eukaryota; Metazoa; Arthropoda; Insecta; Hymenoptera; Braconidae
Exons: 1
Coding region: 1-1344 (447 amino acids)
Biological process (GO): DNA integration
Molecular function (GO): nucleic acid binding
Source: RefSeq, a predicted model, not a curated record